Molecule: messenger RNA, 549 nt
Organism: Anarrhichthys ocellatus (wolf-eel)
Lineage: Eukaryota; Metazoa; Chordata; Actinopteri; Perciformes; Anarhichadidae
Product: dual specificity protein phosphatase 13
Exons: 3
Coding region: 1-549 (182 amino acids)
Biological process (GO): negative regulation of MAPK cascade; protein dephosphorylation
Cellular component (GO): cytoplasm
Molecular function (GO): MAP kinase phosphatase activity; protein tyrosine/serine/threonine phosphatase activity
Source: RefSeq, a predicted model, not a curated record
AUGUCAGGGAGCAACCAUGACCUGGUGCUUAUUAAAGAACUGGAGGUCAUCUUGGAUUCCGGCACACUGGAGCUCACGCCAGUGGAUGAAGUCUGGCCCAACCUGUACAUAGGAAAUGUGGCCGUUGCACAGAAUAGAAAAAAAUUACCCAAACUUGGCAUCACUCAUGUCCUGAAUGCUGCGCACUACAAGCAGGGCAGCAUCGGUGACCAGCGUUUUUACGGGGACACCUGCGUUUACUUUGGCAUCCCAGCAGAGGAUUCAGACCACUUCGAUCUCAGUCAGUACUUAAAGCCUGCGGCUGACUUCAUACAUAAAGCCCUGAAGAGCAAAGAUGGGAAAGUGUUGGUGCAUUGCAUCAUGGGCAUGAGCCGAUCAGCCACUUUGGUGCUGGCUUACUUCAUGUUGCGGCAGCGUCUCCCUCUCAGAGAUGCUCUGAGGCAUGUCGUCCAAAAACGAGCCAUUUAUCCCAACCGGAAUUUCCUGUCGCUCCUCCUCAAGCUGGAGGAACAGCUGACACUCAAACGGCGGCUGUGUCCUCUUCUCUGA